AUGGCCUCCAGCUUGAUGAUGAGCUUCGAGGCAGUUACAGUAUUUUUGAACGUACUGGUGAUCAUCUCCAUCUCUCACUUCAAGCAGCUCCACACUACAACCAACCUGCUCAUCCUCUCUCUGGCUGUGUCAGAUCUCCUGGUGGGACUGAUUGUGAUACCAGUAACGACUGUAGCAAUAAUGGAACCAUGCUGGGGUUUUGAGGAAUAUUUCUGUGUGUUUCAUUUCUACAUGGCUUGUUUGUGUACUUCUUUAUCUCUGGGAAAUUUGGUCUUGAUAUCUAUUGACCGCUAUGUUGCUGUGUGUGAUCCCUUAUUGUACCACUCUAAAAUAACAACAACAAGAAUGAUGUGUUGUAUAUCCAUUACCUGGUGUUGUUGUAUCAUAUACGAUGCUGCUAUUAUAAAAAACUUUGUCAAUGUACAGGUACACAGUAGGUGUUUGAAUGAAUGUUUUAUUGUAGAGGAGUUACAUUGGGCUAAUAUCAUUGACCUUGUAAUUACAAUGGUUGUCCCGUGCUCUAUUAUUAUAACACUUUAUAUGAAAAUCUUUGUGGUGGCCAGAUCACAGGCCAGAUCACAGGCCAGAAAGGUAUUUUCAAAAGAGGCUGCUUGUGUGUCUGGUGUUAAAACUGUACAGGCAAAUAAGUCUGAGAGGAAAGCAGCAAAAACUCUGUCUAUUGUUGUUUUCAACUAUCUCAUUUGUUGGAUUCCAUUUUUGUUCACAAAUAUGUUAUUUUUUUCAAGUGACAAUUUAUCAUUUACCAUCAGCUUUCUGCCACUUGUUAAUUCCUUAAUUAAUCCAAUCAUUUAUGCUUUAUUUUAUCCUUGGUUCAAAGUGACAGCUAAACAUAUUUUAACUCUGAAGUUAAGGCGUUCAUAGUUCCUAUAUUUAUAUAUAUUUUUUUUAAUCUACAAGCAUUGGUUGGAUAUAGUUAUGUUAAACAAUUGCUCUAAUUGCUUCUUUCAUGUAACAAUACACUGACAUUACUUUCAGUAUCUCAGUAUUGUCAUUAUAGAUACAUGUGGUUUUGAUACAGAAUUAUUUUGCUGGAUUGGAUUGGAAUGACUUGGAGAAGGCAUUAGAAAGCACAAGCUUGUUUUUACAAAAGACAUUGUAGUCAUUUUGGGUUAAAAAUUCCAAUACCAAAAUCUGUGGUUGUUCCAUGUUAUUUAAUGAUACAUAGUAUGCAAGUAUUCUAAAAUUACAUUUGGAGGUGCCAUAUGUUGUUUAUCAUUGUCCUCUAGUUACUGCAUUGGGACACAAUGCCUUCAACAAGUGUAGUAAAGGGUGUGGUAUAUGCCCUAUAGACCACGGCUAAGAGUUGUUUUUGUGCACGAUGCAACACAGAGUGCCUGGAUACAGCCCUUAGCCGUGGUAUAUUGGCCAUAUACCACUAACCCCCAAGGUGCCUUAUUGUUUUUAUAAACCGGUUGCCAACACAGCAAGGAAAGAAAGACACAUCUAAAUUGAAAAUGUUGCUUUUAAGAAAUAAAUUCAUAAUAAAUACAUUCCACCAGACAAACUAGUUCAGACAAAAGUUGUGUUGCUAGACUGGUAACAUAGCUAAUGUUAGCUAGCCUGUAGUAACAUAGCUACAGGCUAGCUAACAUUAAAUGUAUGCAAAAACAGAGCAUUAGCGCUACUUCUACAGUGACCAACACAUGCCAAUUAUUUAUUUAUGUUGCCAUUUAUAAUAAUAAUAAUAUAAUAACAUACUUGCCAUUUAGCAGACGCUUUUAUCCAAAGCGACUUACAGUCAUGUGUGCAUACAUUCUACGUAUGGGUGGUCCCGGGAAUCAAACCCACUACCCUGGCGUUACAAGCACCAUGCUCUACCAACUGAGCUACAGAAGGACCACAUUUAAUGUGCACAAACAAAAACAUUGCCCCAUUUUAUUGUUGGCUUGCCCAAUGAUGUUGUUUUGUUUCCUCCACUCUGCUGGAAAUGUAGCCAUCCUUUUAGCUGGGGGAGUUUCUGCUGUUUCGCUUCCAGAUUUGACCUCUUGUAACUUUGAAGAGAGGUUUUGGAUCUGUGUCCUCUGACAGACAUUAUUUUUCGUGCCUCUAGACCGGCAUCCGACAGAUUCUGGAUACCUAAAAGGGUCCUAACAUUCAAAAUCAAAUAGCUAAAUGAUCCAUGGUCGUACGUUAAAAAAAAUGCAUAUGUUAGUUUAUUAACCCCCAAAUGCUUAGCCUUUUAGAGGUUUUAAACAUACUUGAAGCAGCUCGCUUACAAGCCAUGGUGCAAGAAAUUGUGUGCCCUAUAGGAAAUCUCAAAAUGUGCAGAAAUACCCGUAGAAAUAGAUUUUCAUCUGGCGCAUUAUACUAGGCCAUCUGUGUUAGUGGGCUAUAUCAGCCAAUGGGCUAGAUGUAGUUUGAAGAGAGCAGAGUAGGA
Oncorhynchus keta (chum salmon) is the source of this 2398-nucleotide messenger RNA. Its product is annotated as trace amine-associated receptor 13c-like. NCBI's taxonomy places the organism in Eukaryota, Metazoa, Chordata, Actinopteri, Salmoniformes, Salmonidae. Gene Ontology annotation, biological process: G protein-coupled receptor signaling pathway. Gene Ontology annotation, molecular function: trace-amine receptor activity. The transcript is spliced from 2 exons. The record is from RefSeq and is a predicted model, not a curated record. Gene Ontology annotation, cellular component: membrane. The coding region runs from base 1 to 882 and encodes 293 amino acids.